Molecule: messenger RNA, 485 nt
Organism: Rhopalosiphum maidis (corn leaf aphid)
Lineage: Eukaryota; Metazoa; Arthropoda; Insecta; Hemiptera; Aphididae
Exons: 10
Coding region: 60-485 (141 amino acids)
Source: RefSeq, a predicted model, not a curated record
UUAGAUAUAUUCUUUGCAAAGCAAUAUACUCGUUCUUUGUAGUUAUCUGAACAAUAACUAUGAUUUCAUUUAAAAUUUUAGUUAUAUUAGCUGUAAUAUUUGAUAUAAGCAAUUGUACCUUAAAAUCAAUCGAGGAAGAAAAUGUCAAGGAAAAAGAGGACAAGAAAAAAGAUUACAAUAGUAAUGAAUGCACUGAACAAUUAAAUAAAGUUGGGUUUCAUUAUACAAUUGGAUUUUUAAAUUACGCCAUAACAAGACAAUAUGAUAAUGAAAGUGAAUAUAUUUAUUACGCGAGUAAAGCGUUGAACAUUGAGAACAACGGUAUUUUAUCUGCUGAAUAUGAUUUUAUAUUAAAAUACUUUGAUACCGCCAAUAAAUAUACAUCAUUGGCACCAACGAUAGACACUCCAAUAAUAUUUUGCAAUAAAAGAUAUUUAUCUGAGAAACCGCAUAUUCUUUUUGAAUUCUAUAACGUUAUAGUUUAA